Adineta steineri is the source of this 945-nucleotide messenger RNA. The record is from the annotation of a GenBank genome assembly. Lineage: Eukaryota; Metazoa; Rotifera; Eurotatoria; Adinetida; Adinetidae.
AUGAGAAAGAUAUUUUGGAUAAAAAGAAAAUGUUUUUUUUUAGCAGAAAUUCAAACAAAAAAAAAUAAAUUUCAACAGUUUGCAAUUACUGUUGCUGGAGGAAAUGGAAAAGGACAAGAAUUAAAUCAACUCUCUGGUCCUCACGGGAUGUUUAUUGAUAAUGAUAAAUCAAUUUAUAUUGCUGAUUCUUCGAAUAAUCGUAUUGUUAAAUGGAAAUUGAAAUCAAGUACUGGUCAAAUCAUUGUAGAUGAGAGUGGAAGUCAAAAUAAUCAAUUCUAUUCUCCAGUAGAUAUAAUUUUUGAUAAAAAAAAUAGUUCUUUUAUUAUUUCGAAAUGGGGAAAUAGACAAGUAAUUCGAUAUUUUAAUCAAAAUCAAACAAAUCAACAAACUAUUAUUUCAAAUAUUUAUUGUUUUGGUCUAACAAUCGACAAAAAUGGAUUUAUUUAUGUUUCUGAUUGGGAGAAUCAUGAAGUACGACGAUGGAAAAAAGGAGAUGAAAAAGGUGAAUUAGUUGCAGGUGGUAAUGGUAAAGGAAACCAACUUAAUCAACUCAAUAAUCCUCUUUUUAUCUUUAUUGAAUCAGAAUAUUCUCUUUAUAUAUCAGAUUAUGAGAAUCAUCGUGUAAUGAAAUGGAAAAAAGAUGCAAAAGAAGGAAUUAUUGUUGCUGGUGGAAAUGAUCAAGGAAAUAGUCUCAAACAAUUGUCUCAUCCUCGAGGAGUGGUUGUUGAUCAUUUGGGUCAAAUCUACGUGGCAGAUUGUUGGAAUAAUCGAGUAAUGCGUUGGUGUGAAGGAGAUGAAGAAGGUGAAAUUGUUGUUGGUGGAAAUAAUUGUGGAAGUCAAUCAAAUGAAUUGUAUUAUCCCACAGGUUUAUCAUUUGAUAAUGAAGAAAACCUUUAUGUUGCUGAUUCUAAUAAUCAUCGAGUCCAAAAAUAUGAAAAAAUUUGA